GACACAGACCGUUCAUAUGUUCUGGAAACAUCAUCAACAGGUUUCUACAGUGCUUAUGAAGCCAAAGAGGUGUUGGGACGUGGAUUGGCGUCAACUGUGCGAAAAUGUGUUGAAAAAGGUACGGGUUUGAUGUUCGCUGUAAAAAUUGUCGAUAUCAGCACUGAAAAACAAACAGAACAUGAGGCUGUACGACUUCUUAACGAGACAAUUAGUGAAGUCAAUCUGCUCAGGCAACUGUCUGGACAUCCGUCAAUCAUAAAUAUUCACGAUUUCUACCAGACACCAACCUUCCUGUUUGCCGUUUUCGAGAUGGCACCGAACGGUGAACUGUUCGAAAUGUUAAACAAAUCGGUGACGGUUAGCGAGAAGAAGGCGCGUCGUCUUAUGCGACAACUCUUCGAUGGCGUCGCAUUUAUGCACGAGAGGAAUAUUGUACAUCGGGACCUGAAGUUGGAGAAUAUAUUGUGUAUAGAUGACGAGCGAGUGGUUAUUAGCGAUUUCGGUUUCGCCACACAACUUCAACCUGGACAAAAACUGAAAGAGCUUUUGGGAACACCUGGUUAUUUGGCACCUGAAACUUUGCGUUGUCAGAUGUACGAAGACGCUGAGGGGUACGGCGUAGAAGUGGAUAAUUGGGCUCUUGGUGUUAUCUUCUAUACUUUAUUAGCUGGCUAUGCACCAUUCUAUCAUCGACGUCAACUGAUUAUGCUGAGGAUGAUCCAAGAAGCAAAAUAUGAAUUUCGUGCAGAGCAAUGGGCACAAAUCACUUCGGAUGCCAAAGAUUUGAUCAAGCAUAUCCUAGUGGUUGAUGUUGAGCAACGUUAUACUGCAGCAAUGUGCCUUCGCCAUCCAUGGAUGUUGACCGCUGCAGGGAUCAGAAUUGUUGCUGCUGGUGAAAAUCAGGAACCUCCGAAACGUAAUUAUCGUUAUCUGUGGAGACAUGCGAUAAUUUUGGUGCGAUUCUUCAUACGUCUCACAAAUAUUAAAUAUCUCAAACUUCUGGUCGAUCGUAAGGAACUGCGACUGAGACCGUUUAGAGAUCGUGAUAUUCGUCAUGAGUCCGAGGCAACAGUGUUCUCAGUGUACGGUCAUUGGGUGAAUCGUGGCUUCUUCUAUUCUCGAGAUAUGCUCUUCGCUAAUAAACCGCGACCGAAAUACCGAGGUAUUGAAGUGGAAGCGUGUGCUUGA
Molecule: messenger RNA, 1188 nt
Organism: Anisakis simplex (herring worm)
Lineage: Eukaryota; Metazoa; Nematoda; Chromadorea; Rhabditida; Anisakidae
Source: the annotation of a GenBank genome assembly